Messenger RNA from Physella acuta, 2902 nucleotides. RefSeq names its product X-ray repair cross-complementing protein 5. Gene Ontology annotation, molecular function: damaged DNA binding; telomeric repeat DNA binding; DNA helicase activity. Gene Ontology annotation, biological process: DNA recombination; telomere maintenance; double-strand break repair via nonhomologous end joining. Gene Ontology annotation, cellular component: nucleus; Ku70:Ku80 complex. NCBI's taxonomy places the organism in Eukaryota, Metazoa, Mollusca, Gastropoda, Physidae. The record is from RefSeq and is a predicted model, not a curated record.
AUACAUAAGAAACAUUUUCGGCUUUUAACGGUUACUUGCCCGGUAGAAGUUUGUUGUCAAAAUGGCGGCAAACAAGGAGGCUAUAGCUAUCAUUUUAGAUGUCGGACCAUCUAUGAACCAGGCCCCACCAGGGGUUGCAACAGCAUUAGAAACAGCAAUCGAAGGCAUCAACAUGAUUCUACAGAGAAAGAUGUUUUCCGAAUCAAAAGAUGAGGUUGCUCUCAUCUUGUUUGGAACAACAGAGGCAGACAACCCACUUGAUGAUGGCAGGAGUUACCAGCACAUAACCUUGAAGAGACAUCUGGCAGUGGCAGACUUUGAUUUGCUGCAGAUGGUCCAGACAGACUUGCAGCCAACUGACACACCAGGGGAUUUUGUCGAUGCUUUAGUGGUUGCUUUGGAUCAUUUAGAAAAUGCCACAAAGGGCAAAAAAGGCUUUGCUACGAGGCGAAUUAUUUUAUUUUCUGACCUGGGUAGCCCUUUUGGGGAUCAAGAGUUGGAUACAAUUAUCCAUGCGAUGCAGAACACAACUCCUAAGACUGAACUUAAUGUGAUAGGGCCAAAUAUUACUGAUGAGGACGGUGAUGGGGGUGACACAGCCAGAGGUUCAAAAGGAGGAGCCGACGCCCAUCCACAUGGAGCACGGAAAGAAAAAACUCCACAGCAGAGAUCGGGCGAGGCGCUGAUGAAAUACAUAGUUGAUCAGGUUGAUGGGGAGUGCUACAGUUUUAGUGAAGCUCUUCCAGCUUUGAGCUACUUCCAAUGCAGGCAGGUAAAACCAGUGGCUUGGAAGUGUCAACUGGAGAUUGGAAACUUGGAAAUUCCCAUCUGUGGCUAUUCUAAAGUGAAAGAAUAUAAAUUAAAACAAAGCUGGAAGAAAGUUUAUGCACAAAACCCAGAACUUGUUCCUGGAAACUUGCGCACUUAUCACAUGAAUAAUGAGGAGGAGACGGAGAUAGAGAAGGAGGAUAUGGUGGAAGGCUAUAGGUACGGUAACACUAUUGUACCAAUGACUGAGGAUGACAAAGAUAACAUGAAGUACAAAGCUGAAAAGUGUCUUAAAGUUUUGGGAUUCACCAAGUCUGAAAACUUCAAAAGACACCAUAUUCUGGGUGAUGGUGUCCUCUGUGUAACAGCUGAAAAGGGAGAUGAGACAGCAGCCGUUGCUCUAUCAGCUUUAAUUAAUGCCUUGUAUGAUACCAACACAGUAGCCAUCGCCAGACGAGUUUAUGCCUCCAACUCAUCUCCAAGAAUUGGUUGUCUCAUACCUCACAUCAAGGCUAAAUAUGAGUGUCUGCUGUGGAUGGAGCUGCCCUUUUGUGAAGACAUCAGAACCUUCACCUUCGGCUCCCUGCCUUUACAUGAAGAUGUUGUUGUAAACAAGAAGUACAAGCCUACAGAUGACCAGUUGAAUAAAAUAGAUGCAUUAAUAGACAGUAUGGACCUAACAGCUGCUUUAGAAGGUGAAGAUGGAGAGAAAGAGGAAGCUCUUAAACCCAAGUUAACUUUCAACCCUUACUUCCAGCGAGUUUAUCAGUGUUUACUGCACCGAGCACUGAACCCAGUGAAAUCCCUGCCAGAGUUAUCCCCCAUGGUAGCAGACUACCUGCGGCCGCCUGCCACAGUGGUCAGCAAGAGCCUGCCAGUGCUGCAGGAGCUGAAGAAAGCCUUCAAGCUGGAAGUGCUGGACAAGAAGAAGGACCAGGCUGGUGACAAUGUUUUUAAUAAACAAAAUGAAGCUGACACAAAUGCCCCUCCACAAAAGAAACUAAAACUGGAUGACGACUUAGAAGGAGGACUAAAGAAUAUAACUAAAGCCAACAUUACUGAGGUUGGUACUGUCAUGCCCAUUGAGGACUUUAAAGCAUUGAUUGGUCGGCGUGAUGAUGAUCUAUUUGAUGAAGCAUGUCAACAAAUGCAGAGACGUAUAGAGGAAAUUGUGAUGCAGUCAUUUGGCCAGCAGACAUACUCCAAGGCCAUGGACUGUCUAAAGACAUUGAGAGAAGAAUGCAUUAAGAAAUUAGAGCCAGGAGUGUACAAUGCUUUUGUGAAAAACUUCAAGAAUACACUUAUAGCCAGGUCAAAGAAAGACUUUUGGGAGCAUAUUGUAAAAGCUAAACAAGGCUUGAUACCAAAAUCUGAAUGUGAAGAGAGCCGAGUCACACAGGAAGAGGCUGAUCAAUUUGUAGCAGAAGAUGUCAAGCCAGAGCAGACGUCAACAAAACAAGAGGAGGAGACAACAGAUGAUCUUCUCAUGGAUCUUUGAACUUGUCAUUUUCUUGAUUCAACUUGUACGAAAGAUCAUGUUACCUGGGUAUUUAGCAUUCCUUGAAAUUUUUUAGAUGUAGGAAAAUGGUUGCUUCAAAUAUGUGAUUCUGUGUUACAAAUAGUCAUUUUUAUUUCACACAUUGUGUUAAUCACAGGUUAGAUGUUGCUUGUAGCCCGGUUGCUUGUGUGGCAUUAUACAUUUACAAUUUAGGUCACCACAUAUUUUCACUAUAGGUCAUUCAGUUUGAUAUUUAUUAGUUUGUAUUUUAGAUAGAAAAUUUGUUAUGUUGUUUUGAGAAGGUACAGGUACAUAAUAUUUGACCAACUUUAGGCAAAAAUACUUCAGGUCAUUGAAAUUUUUCACUGCAUAAUGUGAAUGCAUCUACACAAUGUAUUUUUCUUUUAUUUUAUCUCAACAUUCUGUUUUGAAGAGGUGUUUAUUUAAUUAACUUGAGGCAAAACAUGUUUAAUUCAUACUAUUUUCAAAGCUUUGUUGUAGUAUAAUUUCUAAAAAAUUUUGUAAAAAAUAUUCAUGUCAAACCUUUUUUAAAAAUUUGUUUUGUUUUGUUUAUGUGAUUAUGUUUUGUGAUACAUAGUAAUUAAGAAUGUUAUUUAAAUUUAUUGGAAUAUAUAU